AUGACUGAUGCUUGGUGUCGUGUUUCUCGGAAUAAAAUUUAUCAAAACAAGUAUGGUGGUAUUUCAGUAGUUCCAAUUAGGUCAGACGUGCAUGAACAGGUAGUUAUUGAAUUUAAUCAGAUUGUUGGUAACGAAGGACCUGCCAUUGACCAAACCUUUGCGCUUCCUGAUAAUGUCGGUCCAGUUGGUAGUCCAUUUAAUAUGUACAAAAGCAUGCCGGAUAAUUUGAAAGAAGCAAUAUGUACGGAGAACGUACUCAAAGAAAAUAUAAAUGAUGGAAUGCCGCCACCUUCACAAGAUGUUCCUGAAAUUUGUUUUUUCUGUCAUAAAAAAGGCCAAUUGAAGAAAUGUAUCGGAUGUUUUACUGCAGGAUACUGCAAUUCAGAAUGCCAAGAAAGUGACUGGAAAAAGCAUAGGAACAACUGUGCUUGGCUUUUAGAGAAAUACAGCGUUUUGGUUAAAGUUCUUCCAUCGUCUUGCGGUUUACUUGGUGAUAAAUAUAUAUCAAUGGAGUCUGAAGUGAAGGCGGCAAACGAGUGGCUUGAACAAAGUGGUCCAGAAUACGCCGUAGCGCCUAAGCUUGGUAAACGAUUUAUUGUAAAAAUACAAGCAUGCGAUAAUUGGAGGAGAUCAAAUGACGGAGGCACCCUUUUUGCUAUAGAAGAUCGCAGCCUGACCAUUAACGGAGAUCUUGAUAAACAUGAACAUUCCGGUAUUUAUCAUCUUGUAAGAGAGUGUGGUUCAAACUGUCACUUUUAUGGAUGGAAGAAGAAGUUUUUUUGGGCUCUGCUUGCUAAGAACGAGAUGGUUCGUGUACUUAUUGGUGAUUUUCCAACUUAUCAGCGUUGGUAG
Messenger RNA from Paramuricea clavata, 852 nucleotides. Lineage: Eukaryota; Metazoa; Cnidaria; Anthozoa; Malacalcyonacea; Plexauridae. The record is from the annotation of a GenBank genome assembly.